GGAAAAGAAAAAAGGCAAGAAGGGUACAGGUGGCUGCAACAUAUAUGCGGAGCAGUGGGGGGAUCGGUGUACGACGUCGUGCCAAGCAUGCUCGGUUCACGCCAAGGUCGAUUCCAAUUCAGAGAGCGGCGGAUGCCAAGGCGAAAACUUCUCUCGAUGCUUAGCUGUACGGGUAGCCAUUGGGUGCUUGUCGCAAUGCCAUGUCCACGAUUGUAA
Bipolaris victoriae FI3 is the source of this 216-nucleotide messenger RNA. RefSeq lists its product as hypothetical. The record is from RefSeq and is a predicted model, not a curated record. The transcript has a single exon. NCBI's taxonomy places the organism in Eukaryota, Fungi, Ascomycota, Dothideomycetes, Pleosporales, Pleosporaceae. The annotation marks the transcript as partial.